Pipistrellus kuhlii (Kuhl's pipistrelle) is the source of this 2320-nucleotide messenger RNA. It is a transcript of the gene NSA2, whose product is annotated as NSA2 ribosome biogenesis factor. Gene Ontology annotation, cellular component: nucleolus; preribosome, large subunit precursor. The record is from RefSeq and is a predicted model, not a curated record. The coding region runs from base 165 to 947 and encodes 260 amino acids. Gene Ontology annotation, biological process: maturation of LSU-rRNA; maturation of 5.8S rRNA. NCBI's taxonomy places the organism in Eukaryota, Metazoa, Chordata, Mammalia, Chiroptera, Vespertilionidae. The transcript is spliced from 6 exons.
GCUCGGAACCAAUGCGUCGAGCUUUCGCCGGAGUCGGACGUUUUAGAAGUGGCCCUUUCCUGUCGCGAGUUGCGAAGAGUCGGUUCGCGAGGCUUUUGAGAGCCGAGGAUUGAGAGCUUCUUCGCGCCCGGGGGUCUGCGCCCGGCGGCCCGGCGGCCGUCACCAUGCCACAAAACGAGUAUAUUGAGUUACACCGGAAGCGCUAUGGAUACCGUUUGGAUUACCAUGAGAAAAAGAGAAAGAAGGAAGGUCGAGAGGCUCAUGAACGUUCAAAGAAGGCAAAAAAGAUGAUUGGGCUGAAGGCUAAGCUCUACCAUAAGCAGCGCCAUGCUGAGAAAAUACAAAUGAAAAAGACUAUCAAGAUGCAUGAAAAACGAAACACCAAACAAAAGAAUGAUGAAAAGACUCCACAAGGAGCAGUACCUGCAUAUCUGCUGGACAGAGAGGGACAGUCCCGAGCUAAAGUACUUUCCAAUAUGAUUAAACAAAAACGAAAAGAGAAAGCGGGAAAAUGGGAAGUCCCUCUGCCCAAAGUUCGUGCCCAGGGAGAAACAGAGGUAUUAAAAGUUAUUCGAACAGGAAAGAGAAAGAAAAAAGCAUGGAAGAGGAUGGUUACGAAAGUCUGCUUUGUUGGAGAUGGCUUUACUCGAAAACCACCUAAAUAUGAAAGAUUCAUUAGGCCAAUGGGCUUACGUUUCAAGAAGGCCCAUGUAACGCACCCUGAACUGAAAGCGACCUUUUGCCUGCCAAUUCUUGGUGUGAAGAAGAAUCCCUCCUCCCCACUUUAUACAACCUUGGGUGUUAUUACCAAAGGUACUGUCAUCGAGGUGAACGUGAGUGAGUUGGGCCUUGUGACACAAGGAGGCAAGGUUAUUUGGGGAAAAUAUGCCCAGGUUACCAACAAUCCUGAAAAUGAUGGGUGCAUAAAUGCAGUCUUACUGGUUUGACAGCAGUUUCAUAUAAGUAACUUUGUAAUUGUUGAAGACUAUACACCAAUCAGAAAAAUUCCUUUACUAUGUUUCUGAGUGCUAUCAAACAGCUUACAUCAAACAGUCUGCAGUCCUCAAGAGAAUUAUUUAUUCUAUUGUAAAGAAUAUUAAAAUGGCCCAGUUUUAUAAAUUGGCCUUUAUUUUGGGGUCUGUUUAUCAUGAAAUUGAAUGAUUAAAAAAAACAAUUAUAACAGUUUCUUACUUCAUCAAUAUUUGUAUUAAUAAGUGGGUAUUCAGCAGUGCAGAUCUUUUAUCCUAAGAGUUAAUGCACACUUAAUAUGGGGCCUAGGCUAUAAAACUAUCAUAUCUAAAACCUCACCUCAUUUAGUCAUCAUUAGUUCUAAAAAAUGUAGCACUAACACACCUAGUAAUGUUUAAGUUUAUAAAGUAUUCACAUUAAAGGCAUACGAGAAAAGGUACACUACAGUAAGUUGAAUUCAGAAGGAAUUUAGAUAAAUCUUUUCUCCCAUAAUCCUUAAUUUCUUCAGAUAGUAAAUCAGUAGUUAGUAUUUUAAACAUUUUUUUUUCCCCUCAUCAUAUAUAGUAACUCCUACUUGGAACUGUGCUUUCUAUCUGCAACAUGAAAAACACCAAAAUGUUUAUACUUUUAGCAUUUUCUGUAUUCUGAACUCAGGGUAGUAUAUUUAUAUUUUUAGAAUCUGAAAAUUUUGUUUUAAUAAUUCCAGGGGAAAAAAUGGUUUUAAAAAGAAAAAGACUGCACUGAUAACCUUAAAAGACAAAUAUAUUUGUAAUUACAUAAUAUAAAACAGAUCAUGUUUUAGGGUAACUAUCAAAGCACCUUUGUGAUAUAAAUUAUGUUUGUGGCUUUGAGUUUUAGGGUGUCUGCAUAUUAAUCUAUAAUCGUUUUAAAUUGUUUAUUUUUAAAAAUCUGUUUUGAAGGUACAACCGAUAUGAACAAAUCCAGUUUCUAAACACACCAUCAGUGAAAUUAGGGAAAAGGGAAAGAAUUUCAAAACACAGACCAAGAACAAUCACAAAAUAUAUGUUUAAUUACUACUUUUAAACUAAAAAAAAAACAACUACCAAGAAAAUUUCAGUAAGACUUGCUAUUCUAAAUACUGCAAUAUCUUUUCUAAGUACUAAAAACAAUAGGUUUGGAACACAGACAGGAAAAGAAAGGCUGGCUAGUCCUUGGGAAUGACUAUCCAGGAUAAUACAAUUACUUCACAAUGACAGAAGCUUAACCUUUCUUACGAUUAGUUUUAACAUGAUUUUGCCACAAAUAGAAAUGAAUGAUUUAGGUUUUGGAAGAUGAAAGAAAACACUGACUAAAGGUAAUAAGCACAUGAUGCUACAUAACUGAAAUUUUU